Molecule: messenger RNA, 3068 nt
Organism: Ctenopharyngodon idella (grass carp)
Lineage: Eukaryota; Metazoa; Chordata; Actinopteri; Cypriniformes; Xenocyprididae
Gene: ttc22
Product: tetratricopeptide repeat domain 22
Exons: 7
Coding region: 144-1838 (564 amino acids)
Molecular function (GO): protein binding
Source: RefSeq, a predicted model, not a curated record
GUUACAGGAAGCAAGAAAGCACAUGUUCCACAACCUUCCUUACUCAUGUCUUAUUUCUCCUCCUCUUUAAACCUGUAUUUCCUGUCCCACUAAUAAGUUCCUCUGUCUUAGCCAGGCAUCGUCAGUACGUUGUGCAGGAGACAAUGGAGGACAGCACAGAAGAGGACAUUGAGUCUCUGAUUGAGGGAAUGGCCUACAUCCCUGGCCACUUUCAUUUGGAUCUGAAUCUGAAUGGUGAACCCAAUGGACCAGCCACACUUCGGCACCGAGACACCCAGCUCAAGCGUGAGGGUCUCAGGGCUGAGCUCGAAGCUGAGACUGGACGACUACAGUACGCUGUGCACAAUAUGCUGGGCCUGCUGGCCUUUCAUAUGGAUGAACUGGAGAUGGCAGAAGAGGCCUUUCACAGCAUCUGCCAAGAGGAUCCAGAAAACCUCAACGCCUGGGCCAACCUGGGUUACGUAUACGAACGUCUGGGUCGCGAGCUGGAGGAGGGGGAGUGCGUGGAGCGUGUGGCUGCCCUCAUGGGGUCAGAGAUGGGGGAGAACCAGACAGACUGCAGGCUCAGGGUGGCACGGUGCUUGGCUGAACAGGCGUAUGCACAUCCUCACGAUGUGGAGCUGGAGAUGGACGAAGAUUUACGGGAGAGACUGACAGCUGCCCUUGUGUUAUACAACCGUGCUCUUGAUUACGGAGAGGAACUGAUACCAAUAGAGGAAAAACGAAGUUGGUAUUUCAAAAUGGCAACAAUUUAUAUAAGGUUAGAUGGAAUUGUAAGGGAUUCAAAAGACAUUGACCUCACAAGACUGACUUAUUUCAACAAGGGCCUCAAGCUUCUCGCAGAGACUCUACAAUCUGACAACACACAUCUCAAAGCCCUGGCCUGGUGUUAUGUUGGUCUCAUGCUGGAGCGGACAGAGGAGUUCUCCACUGUGCCAAUGUCAGUCCAUGACUGUGGUUUCUCUGGAUCUGACCCUUUGACGUGUUAUGGAUCGGCCAUUAAGCUCGCCACAGAUGAUGCAUUCAUACUCAACAGGCUAGCGCACGUGUUCUUACUGUCAGGCAAACUGGAGAUGGCCAUAGGUAUCUGUAACAUGGCACUGAAUGUCCUGCCUGAUGCAGAACUCAACUGGCAGGCAUACUGCACACGUGCCAAGCUUAGUGUCACCACUUAUGCAAAGGAUCUUGAAAAAGCAAAGUGUGGCCAAGGUGGAAUCCCUGACCGUCAGAUUCUAAAAGAGGCUCGUGCUGACCUGGAACGUGUUUUGGCCAUCCGACCCUGUUUGAGGACUCAUUUGGAGAUGGGUCAGGUUUACUACUACAUGGGUGUGGACGCCCUACAGGAGACCCUGUUGGUUGAUGAGAUGGCGAUAAACCAGGCCCUGGUUAGUCUGGCUAAAGCUCUGCAGUGUCCUCUCGGCUCUACAAUCUCUAAACUACAGCUCCUGCGGGGUCGAUGCCUGCUGCUGAAAGGAGAGGAGCAGAACGCGAUCGACUGUUUUAGGAAAGCGCUUGAACUGGAACCUCUCACCGUCCAAAACACGGUGGUCCUGCGCUGCAUGCUACAGGCUAUUCUUGUGAGCUUCACCCAAUACGGGAAGGACACAGAUCACACUAUAAUCCAAUUAGAAGAAUGUUUAAAGGAGGCGGAAAAGCGAUACGGAAUAAACAUCGUUCAGACGGAGUUGAAAGCACUAUGCCGAGCACAUACAGAUGAGGUGACGGAGCUCUCAAAAGAUCUGAUCAGAAAGGGGAAGUUGGAAGUGGUUAGAAAGUUGCUGAAGAGCGUGAAGCCACAAGGGAAAAAGUUCUCAAUGAUCAGGUCCGUUUCUAUUUGAAAGGGUCUGUUGAGCAAUGGGAAGGUGACUCCAGAUAAUGUUCUGAUGGGCAAUAAUGUGAUGUCCAUGCAUGUUAAGACAUAAAACAAUAAUGUAGCUAACUAUUUCAAACUAGAGGUAUUCACUUCUGGUAAAUGGACAAAGGAAAUGUAUUCUAAAAUCCUAAAUGUAUUACUAUGGCGUUGAAGUUAAAAACGUCACUUUGGAAUGUUGUCUUUAUGGCUACGCUUUCCUCCAACACAUGCCACAAAGCAUGAAGAGCCAGUUUAACAAGAAAUAAGUGUUUAACUGUGUACUAUGGGUUCAGAACCUGAUGGUGCAGUCACAUUAGCAAAAAACAUCAGUGAAAUUUCACAUUCAAAAAAAGAUUGAUUGUCCAUUGUCAAUAGCUUUAAGAUGUUUGAACCACAGCCUAAACAGGAGACACUUUCAAACCAAGCAACUUUCUGUUGGUCAGCAUGGCAAAUUCAUGUCUAACUUGAACAUGAGCAAAAUCUGUGUGAGGAACUUUUUCAAAACUCCCAAUCGCAUAGAUUCCUAUUGGAAAGACUGGAUUCCGCCUGCAAAAUUUGAUUACUUGCUAUAAAGUAAAAAGACUGGGUGAACAUCCUCUAAGUGUGAUUCCAUAUUUUUAUGCCAGUGACAAAUGGAUCGAUUUCAUCACAAAUACAUUAUUAUUUAAAUCAUACAUUUUUUCAUGUGAAUCAAUGAAUUAAACCUCAGUAAAUGAGGUUUGCAUUAUAUAGUAGAAACUAAAUGAGUUAAUGUUGUCUAAAAGGCUCUAACAUCUUUAGGUCCAAUUUAUUUUAUCUAAUUUAUUUUAAUUUGUUUUGAAGCAAUACUCCACACAAAAAUAAAAAUUCUGUCAUUUACUCACCUUCAUGACGUUCUAAAACCGUAUGACUUUCCUUCUACUGUGGGACAUAUUUUAGAUAUUUUGAGAAAUGUCUCAGUGUUUUUCAAUGGAAGUCAAUGGGCUCCAAUGUUGUUUCCUAACUUUCUUCAAAAUAUAAUCUGUGAUCCGCAGAAGAAAGAAAGUCAUACCAAAUUUGGAGAGUAAAUGAGAACAGAAUUUUUAUUUUUGGGUGGCUAUAUAUUUUAACUGCUUUCAUUUAUGAGCAUAUUUUAUUAUGCAAAAGUAAAAAUGCUGAGUUAAAUACUGAAAUACCUAAAAAUAAUCUGCAUUGUCAUGUUUCAUAUAUAUAUUAAAAAAAUCUGAAAUAACAUUGA